Molecule: messenger RNA, 1160 nt
Organism: Didymodactylos carnosus
Lineage: Eukaryota; Metazoa; Rotifera; Eurotatoria; Philodinida; Philodinidae
Source: the annotation of a GenBank genome assembly
AUGCCGAAAGAAGGGAAUGUUCUACCAAUUUGGGGUAAUCGUGAAAGUAUGAAUUUGAAUCCGUUAAUAUUAACAAAUAUACAGUCGUCACAAUAUUUUAAAGUUAACUUGUAUGAAUUAAAAACAUAUCAUGAAGUAAUCGAUGAAAUAUUCUAUCAGGUCAGGCAUUUGGAACCAUGGGAAAAAGGCAGUCGUAAAACACAAGGUUUAACUGGAAUGUGUGGAGGAGUGCGGGGUGUUGGUGGUGGUGGUAUUGUGUCAACAGCUUAUUGUAUAUUAUACAAAUUGUAUACACUGAAAUUAACAAGAAAACAACUAAUUGGAUUAAUAACACAUCAAGAUUCACCCUAUAUUCGUGCACUUGGUUUUAUGUACAUAAGAUAUACCCAAUCACCAUCAGAUUUAUUUUCCUGGUACGAAGAUUAUCUUAAUGAUACAGAAGAUAUGGAUGUGAAAGCGGGUGGCGGAUGUAUAAUGUCUAUUGGACAAAUGCUUCGUCAAUGGUUAACACGUAUCGAAUGGUUUGAUACAUUAUUUCCACGUAUACCCGUACCAUCACAAAAAGAGAUAAUGGAUAAAUUAAAAAAACAUGGAGUUUAUAAAGGUGAUUUUAAUGAUUCGACGAGAGAGCAUGAAGAUUUGAAUCGUAAUUCACCUUCAACGAAUUUAACUCCAAUAACCACAUCAUUUGAAAUGCCGGAAACAUUUGGAAUUGUUUCGUCUUCAUCCACAACAGUUAGUGCAACACCGGCGGCAAAUGAUCAGACAAGAAAACGUUCGUCUUCGGCUGAAAAAAACGGAAAUAAUCAUUCUUCACAUAUGAAUAAGAAAAAGAAACACAAGUAAGUGUAAGUUGUUAAACAAACAAGUAAAAGAUAUUGUUUAGAUGCGUUUUUUUAGAAGGAGUCAGGGAAUUGCGAUACAUAAUUUUAUUGAGAUCUAAAAUAACUUCGGUGCAGACUGCAGCAGUAACUAUUUGUAUAGUUCAGAGAAAAAUCUUAGUCUGGAUGCUGAAAAGUCAAAAAACGUUUGAGACUGCUUGUAGAAAUUAUCUACUUAGUUGAGAAUUUUUCUAGACAUUCAAAUAAAGUGAAGAAUACUUUCUUUUUUCUUUAGAUCCACAAGAUCGAGAUCAAGAUCGAGAUCACAUCAUCACCAUC